Diorhabda sublineata is the source of this 9142-nucleotide messenger RNA. RefSeq names its product glycerol-3-phosphate acyltransferase 4 (gene Gpat4). The transcript has 8 exons. Bases 170 to 1591 code for a protein of 473 amino acids. Gene Ontology annotation, cellular component: endoplasmic reticulum. NCBI's taxonomy places the organism in Eukaryota, Metazoa, Arthropoda, Insecta, Coleoptera, Chrysomelidae. The record is from RefSeq and is a predicted model, not a curated record. Gene Ontology annotation, biological process: triglyceride biosynthetic process. Gene Ontology annotation, molecular function: glycerol-3-phosphate O-acyltransferase activity.
GUCAAUGUUAUGUCAAAAAUCAGUUUUAAUGAAACGCAUGCUCACGUAAGAGAAUAUAAUUAUGUUCAAUUAAAUUUCUGAUAAGAUGCGGUUAGGUUAGUGAUCGAGUUGAGAAGCACUCGUUGACAUUAUAUAGUUCCCGGAAAAUUAAAAUCCAUUUAUAAGAACAAUGGCUCUAAUGUUAACUAUAGUGUCGAUAACAGGAUCUAUCCUUUUGACACCCUUUUUGAUGCUGUUAGUGUGUAUUAUAUUUCUAGCAUCUAUCGGUAAAAGCUUAGGGGUGAGAAGAUUGUAUGUAAAAACAUUGUUGAUGAUUUUUGAGUAUGGCAGAAAAGACAUAGAAUCUUCUUUAAAGCAUAGAAAAAAGGAAUCACUGGAGGAUAUAGAUGAAGGGUAUAGUGAAGAAAUAACUUCAUCAGAAAAAUUAGUAAAUCCUCCAUUAACAAAUGGUUUUGUGAAUGGUGGAAGGAAUAAUCUAAUUAGCAGGGAUGAAGGAUUAAUUUUCGUACCCGAACCACCUACAACUAAGACUGAAGAGGCCAUUAAAGAGCACAAAGAGAAGUAUAAGGACUUCGAUCUGUCAAAUGUAUUUGAAUAUGUAAAGGCUGGAGUUGAAGCGAUAAUUGAAGAUCAAGUGACUUCAAGGUUCGAGGCCGAGGAACUGAAAAAUUGGAAUCUGUUGAUUCGCACAAAUAGGGGCUACGAAUUCAUAUCAUGGAAACUAACGUUCCUUUGGCUGGGUGGAUUUUUCAUAAGAUAUUUCUUCUUAUUUCCAUUAAGACUGAUUAUUUGCUGUUUCGGGGUAUUUUGGCUUACCUUGUGCACCGCUUUGGUUGGUUACGUGAAGCCUAGUGACUUCAAGACUAUGCUCAACAAGUACGUGUCCAUUAUGUGCUUUGGAAUAUUAUCAAGAGCUAUUUCGUCUGUUAUCACUUAUCAUAAUGAAGAAAAUAAGCCGAAGAAUGGGAUUUGUGUAGCGAAUCAUACGUCUCCCAUUGAUGUGCUUAUACUCAUGUGUGAUAAUUGUUAUUCUUUGAUAGGUCAACGCCACGGUGGCUUCUUGGGAAUAUUCCAAAGAGCAUUAGCAAGAGCCUCCCCGCAUAUCUGGUUUGAAAGAUCUGAAACUAGGGAUAGAAGUGCUGUUGCCAAUAGGUUAAGAGAACACGUGAGCAAUCCCAAAAAUCCACCUAUUCUCAUAUUCCCAGAAGGAACUUGUAUUAAUAAUACAUCAGUCAUGCAAUUUAAAAAGGGAAGUUUUGAAGUCGGCAGUGUUAUUUAUCCAGUAGCCAUAAAAUACGACCCCAGGUUUGGAGAUGCCUUUUGGAAUAGCAGCAGGUACUCAAUGGUACAGUACUUAUAUAUGAUGAUGACCAGCUGGGCCAUAGUAUGUGAUGUUUGGUAUCUGCCUCCUAUGUAUCAACGAGAAGAUGAAUCGGCUAUAAACUUUGCAAAUAGGGUGAAAAGUGUAAUUGCAAAACAAGGAGGAUUAGUAGAUUUAAUGUGGGAUGGUCAACUGAAGAGGGUAAAAGCGAAGAAAGAGUGGAAAGAGAGGCAGCAAGAAGAAUUUUCUAGAAGAUUGCAGGCUGAUUAAACAAACUAAGUCUGUUUAAAUAAUUUUACAAAUUAUAUUUAAAUUGCAUAACAACAGUUUACAUGUUACUUUUAUUCGUCAGUUUUCCUUCUUAGCCAGUCAAGGGCGGAAUUAAAGAAAUAUGAUACAUAUUACAAAAAAAAAUUAAUUACAAUUCUAGCUAUUUUUUAUUUAUUUAUGAAUGUUGACAGGAUUUUUGUUAUUAUUCUAUUCAUUUAAUUGAGAUUAUCUUUUCUAGUACUUACUGCCAAUUAAAUAACAUAACCAAUUAAUUGAAAAUCUCAUAGAUAAACCAUAUGUUAAAACAUUGUUUAACCUCUUUUGAAAAUAAUUACUAGUUGAAAUAAUAAUAUAUCACACCUUUAAAGACAAAUUGUUGUUGAACAAAAACAGGAGAGUGAAAAAUUAAAAUUAUGCACUAGUUAUGCAAAGUUUUUUGUGUUCGAACGACGAUACCUUUGUCCUAGAUAUUGCAAGAGUGUCUCUGGUUUCUGUUAAAUAGUAUGAUAGUUUAAAACAUAGAAAAAUUACAUUUAAACCUGGUUUGUCUUUAAAACGUGCGAGAUUAAAACACAACAAAACGCAGAUUUAUUUUUAUGUUAGUGAAAAUCACAGGAAUCAUAUUUAAAAGAAGGAAAAUUUCAUUAAAGAGAAAAACAUUUAAAUCUCGCAACCAUAUUUUCAAAAUUAAUUUUUAUAAUGUAAACUGGACACAUGAUUCACUACCACUUUACCAAAUCUUACAACCAUUCUCUCUGCUUUCCAUAGGUUGCUGGUUCAUAUUCAUGAUAAGUGAUUAUUGGUGACCUGGUAGUACAGUGCAUUCAGUUUCAAAAUACUAACUUAGUUACGAUGUAAGACAAUAAUUUGUGAUGUUUAUAAUAACUAACCAAGGUUGUGAUUUUAGUGUUAAUAAUACAAUAUUUUACAAUCAAUUCAAUGUAUAAUGAAAAUAAAUGGUGACUUAAUGAACUGAAUGAAGCUUCAAUUCAAUAUAAAAAUAAUAAAGUUUAUCAUUUUUCAGCAUACACAUUUUUAAUGUACGUAGCUGUAAGACAUUAUUGUGAUUGUGUUUUUUCAUUAUAUUAUUUAGUUUGUGAAUGAAAGAAAAAAUUAUAUUUACAGACAUCCUGUAUAUUUCUAUAAAAAGGUGAAUGAUCAAGGUUAAAGUAAAUGAUUGUUAGAAGUAAAAAUGGUAAUUUUCGAUCGCUUCAUGAUAUUUUUCUUACAUAUGAUUUUUCAUUUCAUACUUUUAGAUAGAUGAUUUUAUACCAAUUUCACUAAUACAAAUAAAUAAUAUAAUAGAAAAUAAGGUGAAACAAAUAAAUUGAAUUUGAACUGAAUUUUUCAAUAAAUUAUUAAGGGGAGAAAAUAAAUUGCAUGGUUGUCGAUAGACAGAAAACGUUAAAAAAUAUUUAUUAAUCUAUUACUUAGGAUAAAUAUAACUUCUAAUUACCUUUGAUUAUUUUAGAAUAUUUUAAAAAUUAUCAAAAAUGAUAACUAUGUGUUGAAAAUAAUUUUUUAAUGCAAUUGAUUAUGAAAACAAGGGCAUUCUAUGAUAAACCAUAUAAGUUUUCGACUUAUUAGAUGCGAUUUCAAGAUGCCUGGAAAAUGGAAAUAAAUGGGUAUUCCAAAAUCAACGCAAGAUUCGAAUUCAAUGAAUAUCGCUAUGUUUAGUUUUUAGAUUCUCAUAACACACCAGAUAAAUUGCAUCUGGGGCUUUGCUGACAUACAACUCUUUUGUCUAAAGUUUCCAUGACACUUUUGUGGAUAAAUUUCAUUGAUGAAAUGUUGAUAUUUUCUCCUCUAAUGCUUGGUUGUGUGAGUUUGGUGAUAUAGACAUUUGGAUCAAGAUAAUUCCAUAAAAUCUAAUGGUCUUGAAUCACGCCAUCUAAAGGGCUAAUUCUGAUUAUCAAACUCUGAGAGUAUACUACCAGGAAAUGUUUCAUGCAAUAAUUGAAUCAUUUUAUAGUUUAUAUGAUAUUUUUAUGGUGUCCAACCAUUGCAAGUCUCAGAUUAUUGAUUUUACAGGAGAGACAAUAAACGUUUUAAUUUUCAUCGAAUUUAAUUUAUUAAAUUAUUAUUAUAUAUUAAUAUUAAAAAGUUUUUAAUUAUGAAAGAAAGAUUGUUUAAAAAGUACUUAAAAUUAUAAAAUUGGUCAAAACAGUGUAAGUGCCAUUGAAUUUGCAUAUUUUUUACCAAAAUAAACAGAAAUACUGUUAUGUUUUUCUACUUUAUACGAUUUAUAUUCGUGAGGUGAAUUAAUAGACAUUGCAUCUUACAUUCUCAAUUUAUUUAAACAUUAUACAAUACACUAAUUCAUAAUAAUUCACUUAGCACUAUCACUUUAUUAACUUAAUAAUUUAUUUAAAUUCUUCGAUUACUUUGUAUUUCGUUCUGUUCACUACGACUAUUCAUUAUAAACUAAUUAUUAAAAAUUAUUAAAAUUAUUUAAAAAAAUCAUUCUAAAUAAACCGCCUGCUAUAAUAAAAACAAACAUCAAACGGAUUCCGCGGCUUAUAAAAUGUAUGUCAAAGGCUCCGUUCUCUUUUGCCGAUUGUUAGAAUUUCACUACUAGACAGGACCGGUCCAGGGUGGAGACACGUUCGUGGCAAUAUUGUUCUGAUCAUAAUUUUUUCUAAAAGUUUUGAAGUAAAGCCGCCAAAUUUUCAUUAUGUUUGAGAUUUUCACAAUAAUGAAAACAUGUCGUAUCGUCUCAUGCUUCGUUUGUACUAAUCCUAAAAUGUGAGUUGUCCUUGUUCUGGGUUGUCAAUAAUUUAUGUAAAAUAAGGCGACAAAUUCAAAUGUUACGUUAAUUUUGAGAUACCCUGCAACUUAUAAUAACAAGUAUUGUAGAUUAAACAUUUCACCAAUCAAAAAACGGAAAUUGAAAGUUUUUCUGAUAAAAAUAAUUAAGAAUAAUUUGUAGUAUAUUCACUGCAUUUUCUUCUCUUGUUUUAAUAAUAUUAAAAUAGUCACUUAAAUCCGCCCUUGAAAUUAUUAAAUCUAGUCUCCUCAUUCUAAAUAAAAUAUUUCGUGAUAUUUUGACAACAGAUUUUUUAGUAUGUACAAUGUGUAUAAUUAUUGUAUUCUAAAGUGAAAACUACUUUAAUUUAAGAAGUAGGUAUAUGUAUAUUUACAUAACUGAAGCUUGCUUUCUUGAUAUGCAAAUAUUUUUAUAAGCUGAUAAAUUAACAUAGGCAAUUAUUCUACUUGCAGAACUAUUCAUAGUUUUAUUAUUCAGGAUAUGGCACCAAAAACUAAAUAGAUUGAAUAUCUUUUGAUCAUACCUCAUACUAAGUGUUAAACGUGGUUAAAAAAUUAAUUCUAUUAGGAUUUUGACAAUGACACUAUUCUGUGGAAAUAAUAAGUUUUCCAUAUUUAAAAUAUUGAUAUUUCCAAAUAUUUUAUACACAAUCUAUUUGUUUCUCACUUAUAACUGUUCCCAUUUUUCUCGAUGUCUUUAAUUAAACUUCUUUCUAGUGACAUCUAGUGAGAGCUAAUGACGUUCCUACUAACACAUACAGUUUCCUUUCACAUUGUUCUCUUUCAAUAAGUGUACCACUACAUUGUUUAUUAUCGUUUAAUGUUGAUCUUCUAAUGUAUUGCAUUGAUUCUUAUUUUAACUAUUACAAUCAGAUUUCCUAUGAAUACAUAAUUUCUGUAACUUACAGUGCAGCCUAUUUUAUUUUAGUAAAAAAGUUGGUAAUGAUAUUAUUACAUAUAAGGUUAGUUUUAUUUUAAUACCAAUGAUUUUUUUCAUUUUGGAAUCCAUUUCUCAGUAAAUGGUAUUGUGUUUACAAAAGUUAUUCUACUGUAUUUCUGCAAAUACUCCUACAACUUACUCGAAAAAUUAACACAUAAUUCUACUAUUCAUAAAACUCUUUUUUUUCAAACCUAAUGGUAGAAAUAAUUAUUUUUGAAUAUUUUUAAAUGAAUAUGUUUUUUAGCAUAUUUAUGAACCUUAUUAAAAAUAUAGUGUAAGGUUAUCGGGUAAACGAUGGGUCACUUUUUUUAUUCCUCAUCACUCAAAAAUGAUGAAUCUGAUUGACCUCAAAUUUAGUAUCUCGAUUAAAUGAUUAUUUCUCUGAAAGAAUAAUCUUAAUGCAUUUGAUACUAAUAAUAGAGAGCGAAGUGAAUGAGAUUUUUUAAAAAUUGGUGGCUGAACAAUGGAGCACCCUAUGGUUAACAAUGGGUCUAGGUAUUUCAGAUACUAAAAUAGAAAUUAUUUAUUUAAUAAUAAGAAACAAUUCAUCCACCCUGAUGGAGAAGCGAGAAUAAGAAAACAUGGUGAUGUUUCAAUUUUCAUACGAGGAUUUAUUUUCGCACGUGGGAAGACUAAUGCAGUAGACAGUGUAACACCACCUGCACUUUUAAGGUUACAUGUAGUAACGAAGGUACUUUUUUCACCGCUGGUCACUUGUGCAUGUAUACAUACAUGUAUUCCUUCGCCUCUUUGGAGCUAAUACUCUCGAUUUUUUUUACAGUACCAGUAGCAGUUUCAUUCACAUCAUAAAUGAGAGUACCAUCUGCAAAUGCUAGACUGCGAUUGAAGACAUUUUAAAUAUUAACAAAAAAAAUAUUUUGACUUUCUUUUAUGAAUGUUGAUGCCCUUACCAAACUACAGUUUGCGGGACCAUUAAACAUUAAAGCGCAUUUUUUAUCCUCAUGUUCAGCCGUAAUAUUUUUCUAAUGGAAUAGUUGGGCGUCUGACGGUUAUAUUUUACUUCCUGCUAUACCUUUGUAAUGAAGAGAAAAGAAUGGAAUAUUUUUUUGAUAUUUGAGCCGGCCUUUAUCGCAUUAUCGCCUUCUUCAUUUACUCUUCUGAAUAAAUUCCUAUUUUUCUUACCUUUUUGCUUCUGCCCAUUCUUUGAUAAAUUAAUAAUUACAAAUGUAUUAAUGACAUCUCUUUGACAAUUAUACAGUGGAUCGUGACUCACUGAGGCUGAGGCAACAAUUUGUGUUAUUUCCAGCGAAGAAAACAUGAUUAGAGUUAGGAAAUAAAAUGGUCUGAAUAAUUGAUGUAACUAAUCAAUUAUAAACAAAGUACCAACUUACUUUUUUAAAAUAUUUUCGUGACAUCACAACAAAAGCAGAUGUAGUACGUCAACAUGUGAGAGUAGUAACGCGAGAACUGAUCGAGAGGGGAUUACAUGCGGGGGGAUGUAUGUGCUGGGAAAAGCCGCAGCGCUAGUCGUGUGAAUUUCGUGCGUGAGCCACCGUUUGCCCCGUGACCCUAUAUAAAAAACCCAACAAAGUUAUUUAUGAAUCAUAUAAAUGAAUUGCUACACUCUUUAAUAAUGUAUAUUGUCUCCUACUACCUUACUGCUUCACAUUAUUGAGGUUAAUUUAAAAUCAGGUUUCUAAUUUGUAUGGUCCCAUAUUUCGGCUAGUCUUAAUGAAUACUUACAGUUGAAGAGUAUACAACCUAUAUUGUCACACACACACGUGUUCAACGGAAUUAACGUGAGGAUCAUUGUGGGAUAAGCUGAAGUUUCAACUUCCUAGUGGUAAAUUUGUACUUCUACUCAUGUGUGGUCGUACACCCCAUAGUUUGUCUAUGAAUUUCACUUGAUUCAAUGAUUCUCGCAUUUAGAAAACGAAUUCCACUGUCGGUAUUUCUAAUCAACCCGAUUAUUCCAAUGCAUACAUGCUAAAGAUAGAGCGAUUGCCGCCCAGCUGUGUUGCCGUGGAGACUGAAACGGAACUUUCUUCACGAAUAUACCUUGUCUUGAGGUGUAAAUAGAUGUGAAAAAUUAUGUAGAGGUGACAUAUUAUUCUUAAUUAAAGAGUUUUUUCAUAUUAACAUCAGUUCAAAUUACUUAUUACAUAUUUAAUUAUAUUUAAUGACUGGGGGGAAAUUAGAAUGGUGUAUGCUUUAUAAUAGACGUUUUUGUAUCUGUAUUGGAGUUUUGCUCUAAUAGUCAUAUCAACUCACAUUGUACAUACUUAUCUUUUUUUUGAAAUCAAUGAUUGUUGGAUAAAUGUGACAAGGAGGAUUAAGUUCCUUUUUUUCUUAUAUAUCCGCAUCAAUUAUUUUUAUGACUUGUGAAUUUUUUGUAAUUUUAGGUAUAUAUUAUUCAUAAUUUUAUCGAUCAUUCAUACCUUGCGGCAACUGAUUCAUUAUGUUUUUGUAAUUGUAGAAAUUUGUAUUUUAUUAAUAAUUAUUUAUGUUUAAAUUUGUUAUAUAUGAACAACUACUAGUCAUUUGUUACCAAUAAUCACAAAUGCAAAUUGUAUACAAAACAAGGAAUCAAAAGUCACAAGAUAAUUUCUGAUCUACUCAUAAUUUAUUGAUAUAGAAUCCUGCACUUAGAUGCUGAGAAAUGGAUUUGUGAUUACUAUGAGAAUAACACUUUAGUCAUUGAUAAUUAGAAAAUACGUAGGUUUUUGAUUGCUCAAAUAUACCUAUGUGAAAAACUAUUUCAACACAAUGUGUUAUUUGGAAGUUUUAUGAUAAAUAAUGGUCUUCUCACAACAUUAGUGCUGGAUUGUGCAUUUUGUAAGUUUCGUCUCUCAUCUACCACUUUAUAAUAAGUAGUCAUCUGCAAAUAUAUAUAUAUAUUUUCAUGAUAUUUGUCAAUGUUUAUAAAAAUUCAUGUGGUGUUGAGCUCAUAUUUAUUGUCAGUCUUCAAAAUCACUGGUGCUUUUGUCUUGUAAAUAUUUUGAUACUUCUGAUAUUUACCGUAUACUACACAAUUAGAGAAAAUAUGGAGUAAUAGAAAAAUUCACUAUUGCUGACUGUUAUUGAUUGAAAUUAACCGAGAAGAAAAUUUUUUAUUAUUUGUCGGACAUCCCUACCAACUGCGCCAAUUAUUUUACGUCGACUUAUUUUUGAAAACAGCGAAAUAAUAUUUAUUGAAAUAAUGGUAAAGGAAAUUGAACAUUCACUAUUCGUGGAAAACCAUGCCCACAUUUGCAUUUGUUAUCUUCCAUAUACAUAUCAAGAAGAAAUCAUUUAACUAUUUACUACCUAUUAAUACAUACCAGUAAAAUGUAUUAGGUUAUUUUUCACCAAAUAAUUCAUAAAAGCCCAAUUUUCCCGAAUUGAUUACCUUUUUCUGUAGUAUGAGCAAAAGUGAAAUGAAAUCGGAUUUUCAGUUCACAUUAAGAUAAAAAGAGAUGCUUCUAUGCAGUAGAAAAUAAUCACAACUCAUAUCAUGUAAUAGUUCUACAUAAAACAUUAUAUUAUAAUUUUUGUAUUUGUAUACCAAAUAUCUAGAAAAUAUAUAUCUAAUCUACAUAUGGUCAUUUCUUAUUUAGGAGAUAAAAUUUUCACUCAAAUAACAAAAGACAUGGAUAUUAUAUAAUAUACAUUUCAACGAAUGAGAAAGGCGGAGGAAAAAUGAAAAAGCAUAGGCUAAUGAAAAUUAAAACUGAUGAAGGCAUUUAUUUUGUAUUAUUUGGAUGUGGCACGAGUCUUUUUUUAGCAAAUAGUCUCCUUACAAUAAUUUUUUUAUAACUGGGCUUUUAGUAUUUAUUAUUAAAAUGUAUAUAAGAUAAUUCUUUCUAGUUUUGUAUUGUGUAUAAUAAAAUUUUGUCAAACUGCAA